Molecule: messenger RNA, 1473 nt
Organism: Phragmites australis (common reed)
Lineage: Eukaryota; Viridiplantae; Streptophyta; Magnoliopsida; Poales; Poaceae
Product: replication factor C subunit 3
Exons: 9
Coding region: 124-1215 (363 amino acids)
Biological process (GO): DNA repair; DNA-templated DNA replication
Cellular component (GO): nucleus; DNA replication factor C complex
Molecular function (GO): ATP hydrolysis activity; DNA binding; DNA clamp loader activity
Source: RefSeq, a predicted model, not a curated record
CUCCGACCAUUCUCACUCGCCGCGGCCGCGAGGCGUCAUCAGAGGGAGAGGAGAGGGUUCGGAAUUGGCGCCAACCAUUCCCCCCAAUUCCGCCCUCCAGCUCUAGGGUUUCCGCUCUGCGCCAUGGCGGGAACCGUCGCCGCCGCUGCUAUGGACAUCGACGCCGCUGCGCCGCCUCCUCCUCCUCCGUCCGGGGCGGCGGCCAAGGGCAAGGCGCUGCUCUCCGCCGCCGGGAGGGCUGCGCCCUGGGUCGAGAAGUACCGGCCCCAGUCCCUCGCCGACGUCGCCGCUCACCGCGACAUCGUCGACACCAUUGACAGGCUCACAAAUGAGAAUAGACUUCCACAUUUGUUGCUAUAUGGACCACCUGGAACUGGGAAAACUUCAACGAUACUGGCUGUUGCAAGGAAGCUAUACGGGUCUCAGUAUGGCAACAUGAUUCUGGAGCUCAAUGCAUCAGAUGAUCGUGGUAUUGAUGUUGUAAGACAGCAGAUCCAGGAUUUUGCUGGUGCACGCAGCCUCUCUUUCGGAGCAAGGCCUUCUGUUAAGUUGGUCCUUUUGGAUGAAGCAGACGCGAUGACUAAGGAUGCACAAUUUGCAUUGCGAAGAGUGAUUGAAAAGUAUACGAAGAGCACAAGGUUUGCACUCAUAUGCAACCAUGUCAACAAAAUUAUCCCUGCACUACAAUCGAGGUGCACUAGGUUUAGAUUUGCUCCACUUGAUGGCAGUCAUGUUAGAGAGCGUCUUCAACAUAUAAUAAAAUCUGAGGGGCUCGAUGUAGAUGAGGGUGGCUUGGCAGCCCUAGUGCGGUUAAGCAAUGGUGACAUGAGGAAAGCUUUGAACAUAUUGCAGUCAACACACAUGGCAUCCCAACAAAUCACAGAAGAAGCUGUCUAUCUUUGCACAGGAAACCCCAUGCCAAAAGAUAUUGAGCAGAUAGCAUUUUGGUUAUUAAAUGAACCAUUUUCAACCAGCUUCAAAUAUAUAUCUGAUAUGAAGAUGAGAAAAGGGCUGGCCUUGGUUGAUAUCAUACGGGAGGUUACUAUGUUUGUGUUCAAAAUACAAAUGCCAUCUGAUGUUCGUAUAAAGCUGAUUAAUGAUUUGGCUGAUAUUGAGUACAGGCUAAGCUUUGCGUGUAAUGACAAACUGCAGCUCGGCGCACUGAUCUCAACUUUCACUGAUGCUCGCACGGCUAUGGUGGCUGCUGCCAGUUAAUUUCAGUAAUGUGAUGACCUUUUUGUUGAUCUUUGUGCCCCCCACUGGAAUCUGGAAAUGAAGUGGCACCUUCCAUUAUGGGUCAAUGUCUUGUCUGUAUUUAGUAAGCUAGUUAAAAGCAUAGCGAGGAUUGUCUUUCAUCUGCCGCCUGGAACUUGGGAGUAAUUGAUGACUAAAUGCUGCCAGGCGUAGGUGAGGCGUGAUGCAUGCAAGAUGUUAUCCAGUAGUGAAGCAAUCAUAACUGAACCCUUUCUUUGA